UUUUGUGUCGUUUAGCGAGUACACCUGUCUCAGAUCGCCGCAAACUUUGAGAGGGAAAAGAAGGAUACCAUCUCGAAUCCAUUCGGUAUUGUUAUAAAGUUAUAAGAAUUACGAAACACGAGUGUUCGCGAAAGCCGUAUCAUCACGUCAAUUGGCCCAAUAAAACGUGCGAUGAACAAGUUUCGUUUGUAUCUUUUGUUACAAUUAUGCGUGCUGACCGCGUCUCAGAAAACGGCUUUAGAUUCGCCGAUAAAUUUGUACUUCUAUCGUCAAAUUCGUAAUUGGUUUUUCCAAAAUAUCGGUGUAAGAAAUGAGGGACGAUCAGCACGAAAUGAAAGAAAAUUUCAAAAGCAAGUUCCAACAGACGUUCCAUUUCCUUGUAACGUUACAGAUGGUAGAUCUCCUAAAGUUCCCGACUCAGUUCAUCAUCUGAGACCAGGUGACAUAGAUGUUAUUGCCGCGAUGGGCGAUUCUUUGACAGCCGGAGCUGGAAUUUUUGCAACUAAUUUAUUGGAGCUGCCCAUUGAGAAUAGAGGUGCAUCAGCGAGUAUUGGUGGUCAAGGAACUUGGCGUACAUAUUUGACGCUUCCCAAUAUUUUCAAAGAAUUCAAUCCCAAAUUAAUAGGCUAUGCACUUGGAGAUUCUUUGACUACUCAACCAGCUUCACAGUUAGAUGUCGCUGAAAUUGGCGCAAUGUCCAGAGAUAUGCCAUUUAUGGCCAAACAUCUAAUCAAUAAAAUAAGAAAUGACCCGAGGAUAAAUAUGAAGAAACAUUGGAAGUUGAUUUUCUUGUUCAUUGGACACAAUGAUUUUUGUACCGAUAUAUGUGCACUGCCUUCUCCAUGGUCUGUUUUGGAUAACCAUAGAACUGAUCUAAUUAAUACUCUUAGGAUAUUAAGAGACAACAUACCUAGAACUUUCGUCGCUAUUCAGGUAAUGCCUCAUUUAAAAGAACUCGUUGCUACACGUGAAGGAAGAAACUCUUUGAAAUGCUAUAUAAUGACUACCAUUGAAUGCUCAUGUUUAUUCGCUUUGCAAUUCAGAGAUCGAAGACAGGAGUAUUAUGAAAUAAUAAAUAGGUGGCAAGAAUUAGAAGAAGAAGUGGUUAAUUAUUCAGAAUUUCAUAGAAAUGACUUCACUGUAGUGAGUUUACCAACUCUGAAACACGCAAAGGUACCACUUGCCAAGGAUGGAUUUGCUGAUUUGUCAUAUCUUUCUGCUGAUUGUUUUCACCUAAGUCAAAAAUCUAAUGCACUAUUGGCAAAUAAUCUAUGGAACAAUUUGCUAGAACCAGUUGGUAACAAGUCUUCCACUUGGACUCCACUACACGGAAGAUUUUUAUGCCCUACCUUGGAAAGACCGUUCUUGAUGACACGUGAAAAUUCACACAAUUUUUUCUACAUUAAAGACACGCCCCUAGUUUAAUAUUAUACAAUUGAAAUAGUAGUCAUUGAGAUUUGGUAUAGUAGACACAAAGUGCCAUUUUAGUCCACAAUUAAAUUUUCUUAAUAUAGUAAAUAUUUAUUUAUAAUUGUUAACAAAGUUAUUUUUCCAGAUAUCUCUGUUAUUGCAUGUAAUCUCAUCACGAACUUUAUUCAUUUCACAGCUGCACUUACUACUUUAUAUGUCAUACUAAUUUUCAUUAGCGUUCUUAUUUUUUAUUUUUUAAACACUUUGAUAUACCAUACACGAUAUAUGCUUUGAUAUACGCAGAAAAAGGAGUGUAAACGUCGAUGAAUUUUUAAAUUUCAAACGAAGGAUGAUUUUAAUAUUGUUUCAGAGAUACUCAAUAUAUGUUCGGGAUUUUGGAUGGUCCUCAGUUUACAGUACGGACGGUACAUUUGCUAUUUUUUGGAAAGUUGGAAUUUUCCACGCUAUGUAUUGUAAGGUUUACAAUUCGGACCGCGUCGAAAAAAUAAUUGGCAUCUUAAGCACUCGGCGGAUCCUCUCAACAGUAAAUCACGUGACAUAAACCUCGAUACCAGAUGAAACUCGACAAUAGACUAAGGACCAUGGCAUCAACUGGACGUUACGCUAUGCUCACAACAAUUCGACAGUUACAGGAUUGGGCAGAAACAGUUUCCUACUUCAUAGGAAAUGUUGACUAAAACACCCCCCCCCCCCCCCCUAGACUGACAGUUAGCCCUUAACGCUUCAAAUAUGCCUCUGAAACAUCACCGAUGUGCUGCGUUCUAUUCCAAGUGUGCCUCUCAAGCACUGUAAAUAAAACCAAUCAAUAACGUCAAAAUGUUGUUUCCUGAGAAAAUCGUUGAAAUGGUGGCAGAAAUUGUUUUUUUGGGGAUUAGAAACAAGCUUAAUAAAUGCUUAUAUACUUUACAAGAUUUUUCAGGAAAGGAAAGGAGAAAGUAUGAUGUGAAUAAGCUGGAGUUGCCGGUCGAUAUUCACAAUUAGAAGUCGGAGCGUUAAGGGUUAGAAUAUAAGCACCAGGUGCUUCAAGAGACAACAGAUUUAUCACACACUCGCCCACGUUUAAAAUCCGUUACUUACAGUUCAUAUUCUCUCGUUUAUACUAAAUAGUUCAAACAAACCUAUUAAACACAAGCUUACUUACUAAGAAACAAACUGAUCUCACACCGAAACGUAAGUCGCACACUUGUUUUUUGAGUCACCUCCAUAAAUCUCCCUCACAUUCUUGCUUAAAUUAUCGGAGCCAUAAUUCACACGAGUCUACCAUGGCUCCUAAUUAAGAAGAACGCAUAAAAAUUUUAAAACUGCAACCCGUAGCGUUCAAGAUAGAAUUAGAAUCGUUUCAAACGGUACUUGAUACCUAUAAUGAAGAAGCGUCAGCAACAAUCAUUCGGAUUUAUUUGGAAGUAUUAAAAACAGAAUUUACCGCAUUUAAAAAAGUUCAAAGCAGAUUGGAUGAUACAGACGAUGGUCAGUUAAUGGAUGAAUAUUUUACCAUAAAUUAGGGCUCUAGAUAUAAUUGAAAAUGCAAAAACGCGGAUAAGAGAGCAAACCGAAAUUAAUACGCGAAACCCAUCAAACAAGAACAAGAACCGCCUGAGCGGGUUGAAGUCUCGGCUUAUAUAUUUCUUGGUUUAUGAUGUUGGGGGGGGGGGGCUCGGUGUAGGUUAUGAUAUGGAAAAGUGUCCGAAGGUCGGGGGUCGAUGUCUUAUCUAUGAUGUGGACUAAGGUGUGUCAUAGCUUCUGUGUAGGCUAUGAUGAUAAGGUGGUGAUGUGUCCAAAGGAGUCCGAAGCUCAGCGAUUGAUAUCCUAUCUUUGAUGCGGGUUGAUAUGUGAUUGAUGUCACACCAUAAACGGCACCAUUCUCUUCCGCAUUUGAAUACGUUUAAUUCAUCACAGCCAGCUCAAACACAUCUAAUAUGUCAUUCGUCCCAUAUAUCUUCAAAUGUUAUCUUGUCGACUUCUAUCAUAAAUAUCACCGAUCGGAACGGAGACGCAUAACCGUGUACAGACUUACGACAUUCCUGUUCCGAGACACAUUUUCCGAUCGAAAAAAUAUGAAAGCGUCACAGUUUAAACACGCACAGAGUUGCCGUACUGUUACGUGGCACCAAUCAAAUGACAUCGCAGAUCAAUCAAAUGAUUCGUGCGAAAAUCUAGUCACACAUCAGUAAUUAUACGACAGAAUUGACAUUUCUAAUUAUUAAUGAAGUGCCGUCACUAGUUUCGCUAGAAAAUGUUAAUCGCGACAAUUUAAAAAUAUCACGUGAUCCAACAUUUGAUCGAUGUCUGUCUGAUAUCGAUGGUCUCCUUGGAGCUCAUCCGUUUUGGGACUUCGUUCGCGUAGGAAAAAUUAGCCUAACGUACCAGGAAAUUCAAUUACAUAACACAGAAGUAGGCUGGAUCCUCACGAGCGAAACGAUAGAAAAUGGCACUACCUGACCAUAUUAAAACCUUUAGGAACAUAGAGGAACGCUCUUCAACGAGAAUUCUUUAUCCAGAAGAACACGGAACACUCUACACAACACAUUCCACAUGCGAUUCAACUGGAAGGCAAGUGUAUAAUUACGAAACUAUUUGUUAAACAAUCGCAUAAAUUGGCACUUCAUCCUACCUCGCGCACCACUCUUAGGUGGAUUAUAGGAAGCCACCGCUAAGUCACCCAAACACAUCGUGAUUCUCAUGGUAGGAAACACAUUAUUCGCAUACCAAGAAUUAUCCACUAACGUGAUAGAAAUUGAGGCGAGUUUGAAGUUCAGACCAUUGAUUCCAUUAUCCUCGGAUCCCAAUGACCACAGUCCGUUGACAAGUCAUUUCCUAAAAUGUGACUCAUUAACAAGUACUCUAGAGUGCAAUCUUACAACAUUCAAAACAGGACGAUUGUCCGCGUGGCAAAAAAAUACAACCACCGAGACAACACUGGUGGAACAUAUGGGAUAAAGAAUAUCUCUAUCAACUAAUGAUUGGGGAAAAGUGGCAUCAGCAUGGCACAACAAAAUCCAAGGAAAGCGUGAUGGUCGUAUCAAGGUUUAUACCACGUGGUUUACUGUUGAGAGGACCAGUCGAGUGCUUAGGAUGCUAAUUAACCUCUCGACACGGUCCAAAUUGUAAUCCUUAUGUAGUGUGGGAAAUUCCAACUUCCCAAAAAAUAGUAGAUGUGCCAUCCGUACUGCAAACUGAAGAAUCCAAAAUCCUGAGCAAUGUGAUUUCUAAUUAUUUAUCUGUUCUUUAUUUUUUAUUCUUUCGUUCUUGAUCACUUGUUUUUUCAUUUUUGUCAAAAUAAAAAAUUAAUUAUGAAAUAUAUUUCAGAAGAAUCGAACUUUUUAUUUGUUAAAUAUUAUGUAUAUUUUGUUCAGCCAAGUCAAAAUUAUUCAGUUUUAGAGGAAAACAAACUUCCACAGCAAUUACCAAAUACAAAGCUAUUUUUUUCUAUUUUUUUUAUUGUUAAAGAUAAUAUUGUAAAUGAAAAAGAUUGUAUUGUUAUUGCAACCACAUUUGCAGAUAUAACAAUUGUGUGUAAAAUAAUAAAUAAAAUAUUGAUUUAUAUAUAGAAUUA
Molecule: messenger RNA, 4984 nt
Organism: Bombus terrestris (buff-tailed bumblebee)
Lineage: Eukaryota; Metazoa; Arthropoda; Insecta; Hymenoptera; Apidae
Product: phospholipase B1, membrane-associated
Exons: 7
Coding region: 172-1425 (417 amino acids)
Biological process (GO): phospholipid metabolic process
Molecular function (GO): glycerophospholipase activity
Source: RefSeq, a predicted model, not a curated record